This is a messenger RNA of Eimeria maxima, 2814 nucleotides long. RefSeq lists its product as hypothetical. The record is from RefSeq and is a predicted model, not a curated record. The transcript has 16 exons. Gene Ontology annotation, biological process: negative regulation of cell adhesion. The annotation marks the transcript as partial. NCBI's taxonomy places the organism in Eukaryota, Apicomplexa, Conoidasida, Eucoccidiorida, Eimeriidae. Gene Ontology annotation, cellular component: small-subunit processome; plasma membrane.
AUGCAUGCACACUGGCAGCAGCAGCAGCACAACGAGCAGCAGCAGCAGCAACACAAGAAGCAGCAGCAGCAGCACAGCACUACCACCACCACAACCACCACCACCACAACCACCACCACCACCACCACAACCACCACCACCACCACCACCAGCAACAGCAGCAGCAGCAACAGCAGCAGCAGCAGCAGCAGCAGCAGCAGCAGCAGCAUACCAUCUAGCGACGACGACGCAGGGAGGGGGGGGGGCUGCUACGAGGGCUCUCAAUUAUUUUAUAACGAAGACCCUAAAAGGGGAGUGGCUGCGUAUGUUGCUGCGACGCAGCAGGAGCCUGUUGAUGAGGUUGAUGGUACAUUUAUUGCUGCUUGUCUUCGUCAUAAAGUAAAUGCUGCUGAGUUGUUGCCUCGCGUCCUCUGCGGCAAAACCCGCAUGCUUACAACUCCUUGUAUAAUGAAGGAGCUAAGGAGUCUUCCUGGUGCAGAAGGAGCAGCAGCAGCAGCAAAACGCUAUGGAAGGUAUCCUUGUAAACACGAAGAGGAGGCACAAGCAGCAGCAGCAGCAGCUGCUGCUGCUGCUGCUGUUGCUCUUGCAACACCAGUUGUAGACGAAUCAGACGCAGCAGCAGCAGCAACAGCAGCAGCAGACGGUGCAGCAAAAGCAGAAGGCGCAGCAGCAGGUGCUGCAGAUUCUGCUGCUGCUGCGGCCCCAACAAAGAAGGAAAUGGGAAACAAACACCGCAGCAGCAGCAGCAGCAACAGUGCAGCAGCAGCAGCAGAAGAAGCAGCAGGUGCAGCUGAUCAGCAGCAGCAGCAGCAGCCUACUCAAAGAAGGCACCUAUUUGAGGAUAGUAGCAGCAGCGACGAAGACGAGCCCUCAGCCCCCAGCAGCAGCAGCAGCAGCAACAGCAGCAGCAGCAGCAGCAGCAGCAGCAGGAAGCUGGAUAUACCUAAGCAGAAAUUUCUUCAUCACCCUGCCCUUAUAGGUGGGGGUUUACCAGGAGAAUUCUUAGAGAGUAGGCAGCAGCAGCAGCAGCAGCAGCACCACAAGAUAGGAGCAGCAGCAGCAGCAAGUGCAGCAGCAGCAAGACACUUAAGCCAAUUAAAUGUACACCUGCAGCAGCAUCCAAGUGCUGCUGUUUCCGCCACUGCAGCAGCAGCAGUAAAUGGGGAGACAUCUCCUGAAGCAGCAGCAGCAGCAGCAGCAGCAGCAGCAGCAGGAGGAAAGGAGACACUUAAAACAAUCGGCAGUAAAGAGGGGCUUGCUAUCGCAUUGGAGGAUCGCCAUGAAGGGUUUACAAUGGAGUUGGGAGGCUGCGCAGACAGCCGAACGCCCCUUACUGCGGCACAAACCCUCACAAACCCUCUUAAUGUACAAAGGAAGACAGAAGGGUAUGAUGAGGCAGCAGCAGCAGGGUUUGCUGCAGCAGGGGGCCCCUGGGGGCCCCAACAGCAACCUACAGACGUUAAUGGAUAUCAUGUCGCUUACGACGGAACCCCACGACAGAGAAGAAGAAGGACUGAAUGGCUUUCUGUUUCUUGCCUUCUUCUCUUAUUCGCGGGUUUAGCGGUCAUCUAUUUCUUUCGUUGUUUAUCUGGUUCUGAAUCCCCUACCGUCCCCAUAUCUUCCUCUUGUCGUGUAUCCAAGAGUGAGGAGUGCAGGGCCUACAGCUUCCCUUCUUUCUUCUCAGAGGAUAUGGUGCGCCUUGUUGACGCUUCUCCUGAGAAUAACACCUUUCUAUUCCGAUCGCCGAUGCCUCUUUCUCCUGGUGGAGGUUAUAUAAUGACAGAAGAACUAAAAAGAGCAAUGCAACGCCAAGCACAUUUAGCGGGUCUUUUUUUACCCGACAACUUUGAGCUAAAAGUCUUUCCUCUUGUAUGGAAUGGACAUAAUAAUAGUCUUAAUGAAAAAUGCGAGUUAAAUCGCGAAGUUUGCUUAAUGGAAGCCCGUAGUGACCUUACGGUAUCUGUACACCAUUGGCCAAUCUACGGAGAAAGUGUAAACCCUUACGACGUCCCCGAACCGAACCGUAUAGCGAUGGCUAAGAAUUUGGCGGCUUGGUGCGGCGAUUUCUUAGAGCAGAGAUUAAAUCUUUUGUAUAGCCAGAUACAUUUGCAUGCAGCUGCUGGUGAUGCAGCACGUGCUGCUGCUGCUGCUGCUGCUGCUGCUGUUGCUGCUGCACCAGGGGCUGCACCAGCAGCACCACCAGCAGCAGCACCACCCAGGACUCUUGCCGAGUCCGACACCCAAGAAGACCCCAAUGCUGCUGCAGAAGUAGCAGCAGCAACAGCAGCAGCAGCAGCAGCAGCAAAAAAUGCAGAAGCAGCAGCAAAAUAUGCAGCAGAUUUGACUGCUGCUGCUGCUGCUGCUGCUGCUGCUGCUCCGAAGCAUGCUGCUGCAUGCCACCACUGCAAACACUGCAGCAUGCCAAAGCACUGCAAGCACUGCGGGCCUUGCAUGCAGCAGCAGCAGCCGCAGCAGCAGCAGCAGGGGCAGCAAGAGCAGCAGGAGCAGGAGGUUCCCCAUGGAGGUGACGAUACACCGUUGCCAGGGCCAACAGGAUGCCAUGUAUGUAGUCAGAAGCAGCAGCAGCCGCAGCAGCAGCAGCAGCAAGACGAGCAGCAGCAGGAGCAGCAAAUGUCUCACCAUCACCAUAAGAGGCACCUAGAGGAUCCGUUAGUUGCUGCUUCCUUGACGGAAGCAGCAGCAGCAGCAGCUGCUGCUGCUGCAGCAGGCCUUACACCCCCGGACUACAGCAACACAAACAGCAUCAACAGCAGCAGCAGCAGCAGCAGCAGCAGCAGCAGCAAGAAGGCAACU